Messenger RNA from Sceloporus undulatus (fence lizard), 3578 nucleotides. RefSeq names its product microfibril associated protein 2 (gene MFAP2). The transcript has 8 exons. Gene Ontology annotation, biological process: embryonic eye morphogenesis. NCBI's taxonomy places the organism in Eukaryota, Metazoa, Chordata, Lepidosauria, Squamata, Phrynosomatidae. Gene Ontology annotation, cellular component: microfibril. Bases 2593 to 3129 code for a protein of 178 amino acids. The record is from RefSeq and is a predicted model, not a curated record.
CCCCAAAUGCGGAGGAGAGGCAGGGGGCCCCCCUUGUGUGCCAUGGGGCUGGUUUGGGGGGAGGUUUGGGGACAACUCUUUGGAGUGUUGAAAGUCCCCAGGGAGGGAGAGCAAACCUGCCAAGAGAGGUUGGCCUCCUGUCUGGGAUUAUCUCCCCCGAAAGCAAAGCGGGUGAGGAUGGACGGUGUGUUUUGGAAAGAUCUCUGCUUUCCCCCUUUCCUUGCCUGGAGCAAUGGCGACCGAAGGGGACCCUAAAACACAGCAUCCAGUGGCCCUUUCCAAUGGUAGGAAAGCCUUUGAAGAGAGAUGGGGAGCACUUGAGGACCCUGUGUCUGUGUGCCUUUGUGUUUAAUUCAUGGCAGAUGCCACCAGCUGGGUCCUGUGGGCUUGCAGAGGCAGUGCCCCCCUCCUGCUCCCCUUUUCCUGCUCUGUGGAAUUGGGGGGGGGGGCACUGGGUCCCUUUUCUUGGAAACUGGCCCCCUGGAAGCCAUUAAACCGGGGAGAGGUUUGUGGUGGAGGGGGGCAGUCCUUGUCAGCCCUUCUCUCUGUCUGUCUGUCUGUCUGCCUUUUGUUCUCUGGGCUCUUGCAGGCAAGGCUGGGGAGGGGGCUUUUCAGAGGGAGGGGCCUCAGGCAGCGGCCAUCCUGUGGGGCCUUCCUUGCAGGAGUGGGCUGAUUGUUCCCAGAUGUGUGUUGCACAAACAUCUGGUUCCUGGAAGCCCGAGUGGGGCACGCAGGGGUCUCAGCGCAACGCACCUACGGUCAAUGGUUUCUGCAAAGGAGGAGCAGAGCGGAGGAGAGCCUUCUAGGAAACUUUCCUGGAGGACCAGCAGCAACAGGAUCCACUCCAGGCUCUCAGCCAGGAGACACCCCCCAGCGCACAUCUCUUUGCAGGACCAAGGCUGGGACGGACAAGAGACCUCUUUUCUCUCCUGCACUGCUCUUGCCAUGUUGGGCAUCAGUGCCUAGUCACGCAUGGGGCAAAUGGAGGACCCCACAUCCUGCCCAGGCCCCCUCCAGAGGACAUGGUUCAACUGUAGUCGUGCCAGGCUUGCAAGGUUUGUGCAGAGAGCCUGCUCCUGGUACUUGGUCCGAUUCCACCCAAGUUUGGGCCAAGGCCUCAGGCGCUCCGCAGCCCAGGGAUGGACCAAAGACAGGAGGGGGCCAACCAGGCUGUAACCCUCCCUAGGGCUGCCUCUCUGCCUGGAUGCAGCUCAGCUCAGAGCUAGUCAGCUGGAAGGGCUGAGGUCUGUGACUGUGCCUCUGGCUCUUGGCAACUCUUUGCUGUGAAUCCUCUUAACCCUGUGAGGUAGGCUAAAAAGGCAGGGAGCCCACGCAGACCCAGCCAGCUUCACAGGGGAGAGGCACUUGGAAAGCCUGCGUUCCAUCUUGUACUGCAGUUAAAACUUCUGAUGGAUAGGAAGCAUAGCAUGGAUUUGCAUUAUUGUGAAUCCACAAAUAUUUGGUUGUUGGUUUUUUUAAUCAAUUUUUUCUUAAGAUAAAAGUCUGAAUUGGGUAGAGGAAAUGUUAAUGGAUUAGAAAUGUUAUUUGGCAUGAGGGAAUGGAGUGCAUGGCCUGCUGUGUGGUGACCCCACACAUUGCAGCUCAAGCAACAUGGGGAACCUGACACCCCCUUCAGAAGGACUGCUGGCCCCCAAGGCGAGCCUCCCUUGUGUCUCCUGGGUCCAGGCCCAGCCAAGGAAUCCCACCAGUGGCUCCAGGAGAGGGCCUUUCUGUUCCGGCCUUGUCCUCACGCAUGCAGUCUCUGUAGUCACAAUGUGGCCUAUCCCCCGCCCCACCCGUGGCAGUGUUCCUGUUGCACAUUUUGUGGCUCUGUGCCCAGAGCCCUGGAGGGAUCCCAUGCCUGCCAGGCCCCUGUGUUGGUUCUGCCGAGGCGUGCAGGGUCAACAGCUGCCUUUCAGAGUCUGCAAAGGGAGGGGAAGUGUCUGCUUUCGAGUCUCCCAGACUUGCUGUACCCCAGAGGAUCCAUUUCUGGGCCAAGAGCAGGGGGUCCCAGGUGUGGGGAGGGAAGGGCUCGUUUUCCCAGGAGUAUGGCUGUUCCUUUGAGUUAGACCGGAGUGCCAAGCGGGAGGCGACUGGGGGGGUGGCCCACGUAGAGCAGUGGGUCUCUCGGGAUUUCUCCAUCAUGUGUAAGGGGUUUGCAGACAGUGUAGGGGAUAGGCUUUCCCCCCUUUCACUGGUUGCUGCUGAAGACAGCUGCUGGGAUCCUGUGGCUUAGUCCGACCUAGAAUAGGCCCAUCUCAUGGUGCAUCAAAUGGGGAGUCAGCAUGGAUGUAAAUCACACAGAUUUGGGUCAAUGUGCGUUAAAACGGCAGCGUGGGCUCAGUGUGGUUGGCUGGGGCUGACAGCACCUGGGUGGGAGACCCCCGGGGCCCUUGCUCCCGUUUUCCCCCUAACACUGCCAGGGGAGGGACGUGGCACUGGCACAUGGCCUGAAGUCCAAACGAGUGUCUUCCUGCCUGACGCCCAGGUGGUUCACUACUCUUGGGACGCCCAGGUGGUUCCCUUCUCUUUCAUUCCAGUUCCUCUGGCCAUUUCCUGAGCACCCAGAAGCCCCAUCUCCACCCGCCAAGCAUGAAGGCUCUGUUCCUCUUCCUCCUCUGCCUCCCAGCACUCCUGGCUCAGGGGCAGUACGACACGGAGGACCCGGCCUACCAUGACACACCAUACGUGCCGUAUGAAAUAGAAAGUCAAGACUAUUACGAUUAUGCUGGCAAUGACAUCUCCCCCCAGACUCCCGAGGAGCAGUACCAGUACCAGUCCCAGCAGCAGAACCAGCAGGAGGUCAUCCCUGCCCCAACCCUCGAUGCUGCCGAGACAGAGCCCACUGAACCCGGACCACUGGACUGCCAGGAGGAGCAGUACCCCUGCACUCGGCUCUACUCGGUCCACAAGCCCUGCAAACAGUGCCUGAAUGAGAUCUGCUUCUACAGCCUCCGCCGCGUUUACGUGAUCAAUAAGGAGAUUUGCGUCCGCACGGUGUGUGCCCACGAAGAGCUCCUCAGAGCUGACUUUUGUCGCGACAAGUUCUCCAAGUGUGGCAUCAUGGCGACUAGUGGACUCUGCCAGAGCGUGGCCAUCUCUUGUGCAAGGAGUUGUGGUGGCUGCUAAGCUGGAGUGGUGGACUCUGUGGCACUGGGGGGGGGGGGGCUUUUGUGCCACAGAUGCCAGAGCCACUGCCAUCUGUGGCCACCAAAGGGCCAAGACCAGCCCUGGGCCCAGUGCCUUCCUCCUUUGCUGCCAGGCUUUGUCCAAACAAGCCGUAGAAAAGUCUGCCUUGUGCCCAUUAAUAGUCUUGCGUGUCUGUGCUGUGUGCAGCUACACACAUCAUUUUAUAUUACCUGGUUCUUUUCUGGGAACACUGCACGCUUCUUUUUAAAAUGGAAGCUGCUUGGUGGUCCCAACGAAGCGCUGCCCCUGGCCCCCCGUCACACAGCUUUCUCACAGGGCCAAAGCCAAGGCUGUUGGGUUUGUGAGUCUCCUUUUUGUAUGAGUAACUCCUUUUUCCUCCUUUUCUAAAAAAUGUUUAAACAACUAAAAAUAAACCAGAAGUGUCACCA